This is a messenger RNA of Ectocarpus siliculosus, 615 nucleotides long. Lineage: Eukaryota; Phaeophyceae; Ectocarpales; Ectocarpaceae. The record is from the annotation of a GenBank genome assembly.
AUGCACGUCGAACGCCUUGAGGUGGCCGACCUGCAGCAGGCGGCGAGAGCAUCAUGGGAAGACAGGUUUAAAGAUAAACACCCGGAGUUCUUAAAUGCCAACCUUUGGCAGCGCGAGGCGAUCGAGACGAGGAUCAACGCGCAGGACGGCUUUCUCUUUUUGAUCGGCCUGUUCGUCGUCCUGAUGCUGGAGAACAUGUGGUCUUUCGACCCCAGCACGUUUACUUCGGAGACGAGGCUCGACGCGUUCUUGGCUCUACUGGUGUUCGGAGCCAGCUGCGGCGUGUUCGCGAUCUUCUCGAUGACUAUGGUUAGGCUCAAGUUGCAACGCUUGAUGGUACGCGACAUCGCCGCUCUAAAGGUCCAACAGGUGACGGGAAGGGCCAAUCGUUCGCUACUGGACGGGCUCUUAGCCCGAUGGAAAGCCUCGUCGGCGCAACGCCAGUUUCAACCGGCGUGUAUUUCGUACGAUUGGUACCAUGGUGGUGGCAUGAACACCAGUAGCUUCCCCACGAAAAUCCUCAGCAAGAACUGGAACCCUAGCUGCCCACGUUCCCUCGUCAAGUUUGCGGUUUUGGCCUUCGCAGCCACGGUUUUGUGCUCCAUGGCGCGCUAG